CAGCCGGGCGGCGGCGGCGGCGGCGGCAGCGGCGGCGAGCGGUGCCCCGGUCCCCCCCGCUGCAGGGCCACGGCGGCCGCGCUCGGCGGAGGACGGCGCGGGCGCCCCGCGGGACGGAGGCUGCCCGCCGCCCCGUGCGCCAUGGCGCCGGCAAGGCAAGUGCUCUGGCUCUCGGCUCUCCUCUGCCUGCCGCCCGCUCGCUGCCAGCCCCUCCGCUACUCCGUAGCCGAGGAGGGCGAGCGCGGCUCCGUGGUAGGCAACGUGGCGGAGGACGCGGGGCUGGCCCCGGCGCAGCUCUCGGCUCGCCGCGCCCGCCUGGCCUCGGAGGACGGCCGGCAGCACUUUCGCUUCGAGCGCGGCACCGGCCGCCUCGUGGUGGCGGAGAGGCUGGACCGGGAGGAGCUGUGCGGGCAGGCCGGGACGUGCACGCUCCCCGUCGAGCUGCUGCUGGCCGACCCGCUGCAGUUCGUGCGGGUCGAGGUGGCCGUGGAGGACGUCAAUGACCACUCGCCCGUGUUCCCGGAGGAGCAAGUCACGCUGAGGAUCACGGAGAGGAGCGACCCGGGCUCGCGUUUCCCGCUGGAGUUAGCUCAGGACCUGGAUAUUGGCAGCAACAGCAUCCAGGCUUACAGCAUCGCUCCCGAGAAUGAGUACUUUAGCAUCUCCUUUGGGAGUCGGAUUAAGGGCAAGAAAUUUGUUGAACUAGUCCUGGAAAAGCCGCUAGACCGAGAGGAGCAGGCGGAAAUGAGUUUCAGUGUCAUUGCUGUGGAUGGGGGCUCUCCCCCCAGGAGCGGUACCACCCAAAUCCACAUUGUCAUUCUAGAUGUCAAUGAUAAUGCUCCCAUCUUCACGCAGGAGCUGUAUGUUGGGCAGGUUUUGGAAAAUGCCCCAGAGGGCUCUGUUGUUGUCAGCGUGGUGGCAACCGAUCGGGAUGCAGGACCUAAUGGGGACAUCACUUAUGAAUUCAGCCAAGCAGUGGGGCAGAGCAACUCCGCUUUUGGGAUUGACCCUGUCAGCGGUGAAAUUAAACUCACAACGCCUCUGGACUAUGAGGCAGCAGAGAGUCACGAGCUCAGUGUGCGGGCCAGAGACGGCGGGGGACUGUCGGCAAUCUGCAAGGUGUUGGUGGAGGUGGUGGAUGUGAAUGACAACGCACCGGAGCUGGUGGUGAGUUCCUUCAGCAGCUCCCUCCCCGAGAACGCGUUACCCGGGACGGUGGUGGCCCUCUUUGCUGUGAGGGACCGGGAUGCCGGUGCCAACGGGCAGAUCUCCUGUGCCCUUGAGGACCAGCUGUCGUUCUCCCUGCGGCCGGCCUAUAAGAAUUACUACGAGCUGGUGACUGUGAGCGAGCUGGACCGGGAGGAGACGGCUCGCUACGUCCUCCCUGUCACAGCGGCGGACGCGGGGUCGCCUCCUCUGACGACCACCCAGACCUUCACGGUGGCCAUCUCCGAUGUGAACGACAACGCGCCUGUCUUCAACGAGACGUCGUACACCAUGUACGUGCGAGAGAACAAUGUCCCCACGGUGUUGGUUGGAGCUGUGAGCGCCUGGGACGCUGACGUGGGGCCCAACGCCAAGGUGACCUAUUCCCUGGCCCCAGCGCAGCCCGCAGAGCAGCCUCCCUGCUCCUGCCUCUCCAUCAACUCAGAGAACGGGCACGUCUUUGUGCUGCGGCCCUUGGACUACGAGCAGGUGAGGCGGGUGGAGGUGUGGGUGAUCGCCUCUGAUGCAGGGACUCCUCCUCUGAGUGCCAAUGUCACCGUCCGCCUUGUUGUGGUGGAUGAGAAUGACAAUGCGCCGCUGGUGCUGUACCCGGCCCAGGGCAGCAGCCCGGCGUCCAGCGAGCUGGUGCCCGUUUCGGCUGAGGCGGGCUACCUGGUCACCAAAGUGGUGGCCGUGGACGCUGACUCGGGUCAGAACUCGUGGCUCUCGUACCACCUGCUGAGGGCCACUGAGCCCGGGCUGUUUGCGGUGGGUGCCCAAAGCGGGGAGGUGCGGCUGAGGAGGCCCGUGACCGAGAGAGACGCCGUGAAGCAGAAGCUCGUCGUUGUGGUGCGAGACAACGGGCGGCCACCACUGUCAGCCACGGCUGCGCUGAGCGCGCUCCUGCUCAGUGACUUCUCAGACGUGCGCGUCCCCCACAGCAGCCCGGCCACGGAGGACGACGACGGCUCCCUGACAACCUAUUUAAUCAUUUCCUUGGUCUGCGUCUCACUCCUUUUCCUCACGUCCGCCGCAGCCUUCAUCACUCGCAAGGUGUGCAAGAGAAAGGAGCUGACGCCUGAGCGUGUGCUUUAUGGCCCCAGCAACUUGCCGAGGGUCCCGGCUGAUGCAGCCGCUGCGGGGACCCUGCCCCACGCCUAUUGCUACGAGGUCAGCCUCACAACGGGCUCAGGCAGCAGCGAGUUCCAGUUCCUGAAGCCCAUCCUCCCCAGCCUGUCGCCACAGCACCGUGCCUCGGGGGGUGGCACCGAUGAGGAGCUCCAGUUCCCCCAUGGCCCUAUGGCUGUGGAGGACACGGCACCGGGGGACCCAGGGACGCUCUCUGCCCAACACUCCCACAGUCUUGCCUUUAACUAGCUCGGAGGCAGCACGGCCAGAGGCUUCGUGCCCCACGACAGGAAGGGAUGCAGGCUACUGCGUGCGGCCGUGGUUCCUCCAGAGUAAAUCUGCAUUUGCAAUUGGCAUCACCAAUUUCCCAGAAAUUUGAAGGGAGAAGAACUGUUGUUUCUCCAUCCCAACCACCAACCAACCAGCCGAGCAAACCUACACCUCCCUCAUGCUGGAAAGAUUUGGUUUCCUCUUCCUGACAGAUAUUUCUGAAACUCUUUGAGAGUGGGAUGACUUCCAAGAUCCCCCACUAAGUUUUUUGUCAGACUCACUGUUAGGCAAGACCAUGGAGUUCAAAUUCUGUGUUGUAACUCACCGGUGUGCUCGGGCAGACCAAUCGCCUGCUCGCUGAAUUGCACGUAGCGCUGGUCACAGGCCAGAAAAGCAAGGAAGUUGUGAGUACUGUGUCCCAAUGUGGUGCAUGCACGGGGCUCAUUCCUCUCUUUCUCUUGGGGGUCUGUCUGGGAGGUGUGUGGGCUCUGUCUCUCUGUCUGUCCGUGCAGCCGUUGGGUGUGUGUAAAUGCUGCGCUGGUGCUGCCCGGUAAAGCGGGGAGUUGCGCACAUCGAACUGUUGCAAUGUGCACAGUCCCAGCUCAGCGGGCACGGAGGGUCUAUUGUCCCCUUGGCUAGAGAAGCCACAUCUUGUCUACGGGAGAGCAGUAAAACACAGGAGCUGUCCCUUUGGGCCGUGAGAGGGGCUGGGUGGGUGGGCUGCCUGCUUGGGAGUGCCCUGGAAGUGCAGCAGCACCAAGGGUGUUGGCACAGGCUGUACCUGGACAGAGCUGGGAAUAGGUGUUGCUUUUCUAUGGGUGCAAGGAACAUCCAGAAGUUGUUUCCAAGGGCUUGUCUGAAGGCAGAAUCAGGAGGAACUUGAAAAAGGACUGUUGAGUUUGACCUGAUCAUCAUUGUUCCUAAAUUCAGAGGCUUCUUGAUGGGAGUGGGAAGCUGUCCCAAUAGGAUUUUGUGCGUUUGUGUUAGAGCAUGUGCAUUCUCCUUUUUACCCCUUCUCCUUUUACUCUUUGAACAUUGUUGAGCAUUGUGAUGCCUAUUUUGCUUGAGAAGGACUGUCACCCCAUAUAUAAUAAUUGAUUGUUUGAAUGAAGGCCAUGUGGCACGGAGUAUUCAGAGACCCUCACGCUGUUAUGUAGAGGAGUUGUAACUACAUCAUUGUAACCCGGGGUACUCUUGCGUGUAAAAGUGAAAUAAAGAGAAUCGGUGAA
Molecule: messenger RNA, 3833 nt
Organism: Tyto alba (common barn owl)
Lineage: Eukaryota; Metazoa; Chordata; Aves; Strigiformes; Tytonidae
Product: protocadherin beta-15-like
Exons: 1
Coding region: 142-2583 (813 amino acids)
Biological process (GO): homophilic cell-cell adhesion
Cellular component (GO): plasma membrane
Molecular function (GO): calcium ion binding
Source: RefSeq, a predicted model, not a curated record